Tuber aestivum (summer truffle) is the source of this 2080-nucleotide messenger RNA. The record is from the annotation of a GenBank genome assembly. NCBI's taxonomy places the organism in Eukaryota, Fungi, Ascomycota, Pezizomycetes, Pezizales, Tuberaceae.
ACGAUACCGGCAUCACACCCAAGCCGCAUCCUGGGUCCCACGCAGAAAAGAAAAAAGAAAAAAACUGGAUAUGGUACGACCAAGGUGUGGAACUCACAGCCGACUCUCCUAGCCUCCACCUGCGAAAGGCGAUCCCAAAUUCUCAGGCGAAUCCAUUGGAGGCACAUCUCCUUUCACUCAAAAGUGGGUCGACUGCGGGACAAUUCACUGGUGAGAAGCUGUGAUUGAGGAACAAGAAUCGAGACCUGUCUGAUUCCUGAUGAUGGCCACCUUACCGUACGGUACUUGUACCUGACGAGAAAAAAAACUAAAUCUCAGAUGUACUACCGAUAAAGUACAGGCAUGAUAUCAUAUCCGAAAGUAGGGAAAAAGUAUCGCGACGGUGAUUCUUCCUUCUUUCUUCCAUAUCCCCCUGAAUGAGUUAAAUGUUCCCCACUGUGAUGAUUGUCGAUGCUCUGCGUCUCCCCUAUUUUCUCUCCCCCACAGAUUUUCCGCCCCUUGGUGCACGUCACGGUUUGACGACGUCGUUGACAAGCUCUCACCACCCUAUCUCCACCCUUGCGUUUCUUGGCAUAGGCAUGAUCCCAGCCUCCGCUCCCAAGGAACUGAGAAAAACCGCAGCCUCAACUUCAAGUCCUCAACACCACCGCACCCCCUCCGGAGCCCAGGCUUUUGCAUCUUGUUAACGGCUCUUUCGUCGUUUUAGAAUCUCUUUUCCUUCUCCCCUAUCGAGCUCGGGCCCUGCCUUGAUUUUUUUUCCCGACCAGGAAACCUCCCCGGUUUUUGCAUACCGAGCCGGGACACGGAGUUUGAGUUUCCAUCUUCCCUUAGCACACAGGUCUACCUACCCUCUCGAAGGGCACGAAGAAUGUCACGAAGAAACGGAAGCGCCGCCGCCAAUGAGCAGAAGCCAUUGGUUUCACCAGGUAUAUCCUUCUCCACCUCGACAUUUGCCUUGCGGGCCGUGCUUGCGCCUGCGUUGCAUGGUUUGAUAUGGUUCGGGCUCGACUGACAUUGAUUGACUGUUUGCAGAGGAUCAAGCAAAGGCAGUUGCCCUCACUGACGACGACCGACACUUCUCCAUGAUCAGGUACGGGGUGCCAAAUUUGACGGAAUAUCUCGCUUCCUGAAUUGACAAACCCCUCACAGGGCGCUCCAUAUGGCCGAUCUGAUCACCGAGCUAAACGGUCCGUUCAAAGCCCAUGGUCCAAGCACGGCCGAACGAUGAGCUGAUAUGCAAUUCCCUACAGGUUUCUGCGGAGCCAUGAGUAUCUUUUCAUCGCUGCGAUACUGUCUUGGCAGCCCUGACGACCUCGCCCAACUUUGGCUCGCCAUGACUUUCAUGCCGUUCGGACUCUUCUUUGAUUUUAUGGAUGGGAAAGUAGCUCGCUGGAGAAAGAAGAGCUCCUUGAUGGGACAGGAGCUUGAUUCCCUCGCAGAUUUGGUCAACCGCGCCCCCACCUGCCCCGGCUAGCGCCGUAUGGUAAUUUUACUAACUGGUUCCUAGAUCUCCUUCGGCAUGGCCCCGGCUUCUUGUGCCUUCGCCCUCGGCUUCCGUACAUUCUUGGAUACCAUUAUCCUCACUCUCUUCGUUCUCUGCGGCCUCUCACGUCUCGCGCGCUUCAACGUGACGGUUCAAUCACUCCCCAAAGAUGGUACGGGAAAGUCCAAGUACUUUGAGGGCACCCCGAUCCCCACUACCCUCUCUAUCGUUAUGCUCAUGGCAUACUGGGCGCACAAUGGAUGGUACUUGGACAACAUGCCUCUCGGCACUGUCGGAGCCGGAUUGUUGGAGUUCCACCCAGCAGUCUUGAUCUUCGCUGCCAGUGGCUGCGCAAUGGUUUCCAAGUCGAUACAUAUCCCUAAACCUUGAGCUGACGUCCACCAUGUACGAAUGCUCUUGCUAUGACUUUUUUUUUUUUUUUUUUUGACUUUCUUUCUCUGUGCCCUUGACCGAAAAGGACACGAAAGGAAGGGAAAGCCCGGGAGACGACUCGUUACAAGUGCAACGGGGGUCUUUCGUGGGGUGUGUGUAUUUUGUGUUUUCGCCUUCUCCUCUCUCUCUCUCUCUCUCUCUCUC